AUGAGGAAAGAAAAUUUUGCAUUACAGAAAUCAAGAAAUAUGAUUAAGAAUGCAAAUUCAAUGCAUUACAAAGGAAAUCAUAAUGCAGGAAUGAACAAUCCUUCCAAGAGCUUAAGGACUAGCUAUUCCAAACCCUUGGAUGCUUCUCCUAAGUCUUAGACCUAAAUAAGGGACCGAACUUCCAAAACAAGGCUUCUCUCGAACUCAGAAUUAAGAAAAGUGGACCUAAAGAAUUUUAUCCAGAUUAUUACAGGAAUAAGCCAGACAUGGAGGGAGAAGCUUAUGAAGCCCAAACAAAAGGAAUUUACAAAUCAAUUAAAAAUGCUUAUGAAAUGGGCCUUAUCUCACAAAUCCCAGUGUCUGAGGAAGUUGCUAAUAACCUUCCAAUUGAGGAUAUGAAGAACCCUAAUAGAUUGAUUGAGAAGUCAUUUGAUACUUUUAGAGUAUCUAGAAGAUUUUCAGUAGAUCCUCACAACAAGCAACAUUUGUUUGGUAAAGGGCUCCAGAAGGAGCCUGAGCCGAUUAACAAGCAGUUCUUUGAUGAAUCUCCCUUUGGAAUUCAAAACGAAGUGUACCCAACGAAGUAUGUGCACACAAAGAGCGAACCUACAAGGCUUGGCGGAGGGUCUUUCCAGAAACCUCCAAAAUCAACCCUAAAAACUUAUGCUGGCACUGAAAGAAAAGGAUAUAUGGAAGAUAGAUUGGGAGCAACAAUGCAAGCAGAGAACAUUGCAAAAAUUAAUUUUGACAAGUCUCAGAAUUUUAAUGAUUUUAAUGAAAAGCUAAAAUAAUGAUAUGAAUACUUUGAGCAAACAAGAACUUAAUCAUUCUUUAUUAUCAAAACGACAAAUGAGAGGAAGCUUAACUGACCGUACUGCACAAGAUCAAUGUAAUCCUUUUAAAUGGAAAGGGCAUAAUGAUACAAGAAAGGAAGUUGUUGAUUCUAAAAUGGUAAUCCCACAAGAAAGAAAGUCUUCUUAUGGCAACAAAUUUUUCAUUCCUGGAACAACUAUGAGGACUCGGAUCGAAGCAAACAAUAAUCCUUGUGAUAAGAUCACUGAUAUCAAAUUCACCAACCAGAGUUAUUUAAAAUAGAAUUCCAAGCGAAAGAGCUACAAAAAUAGUACAGGAUAUGAGGCAUAAGAGGAACUUGCAAAGAAAUGCAUCAGAAAUAGCUCUGAAUUCCAAAAAUUUGUCAAAUAUACAACAUACAGGAUCUAGUUUUCAAAACAACAUGACUCAGAAUCGGAAUCAUCUAGCUAGCAAGUUAUCAGUCCAAAACCUAGGUCAGAGUACUAACUCUCCAUAUAUGUAUCAGAGUAAUUGUAAGAAUGUCCAUACUAUCUCAAGAAGACAUCAGAUGCCACCUCAAGUGUCAAAUACAAAGCCAGAAUAUGUUAAGGUUUACAAGGAUGGCCUCCAUUAUGAAGGCACAGGCAAGAUUGGAUAAAAUUUGAUUCAAAAAUGAUAAUAAAUGAUUUUGUCAUCUA
Messenger RNA from Moneuplotes crassus, 1490 nucleotides. The record is from the annotation of a GenBank genome assembly. Lineage: Eukaryota; Ciliophora; Spirotrichea; Euplotida; Euplotidae.